GCUUAGGGCCUUGAUCUCGAGUGGACUGACUCGAGAGCAUGUUCAACAUCUGACAGCUCGUAGUCCAAGAUCUGAAUCUCCUUUGAUGCUUUGACCAUUCCUUCCUUCUCCCUUCACACACCCGUUAUUCUUGAUACAGCUGUGUACUGCCCCCAGAACCACUUAAGAACGCUUUCUGUCAACAUUUGCUUCUAUGCAAUCCUAUAGAAUAGGUCCUUUGCCGAUAUACCAUUGUCUGAAGCUGCGAGGUUCUCACCUUUGUCUCAUCAAGAUGAGGUACAACUUGUUAUUUACGUCCCCGCGUGGAUACUCUGAUCUUGCAGCGCCUUCGCGCGUUUCUGGUAUCCACAUAUACAGUCGAACUCCCAGGCAUGUGUAAGAAGAGACCUGCGUAUUCUUCCUCCGUAACUUGACCACCCUGAGCGACGACAAGAGCUAUCCAGACUACGCAGCAAUGUUCGAUUCGGGCCAGGUUAUCUUGGAGAACGUGUUUAGAUUUGCUUCAGUCAUAGAAGACUCAGACUGGGAAGAUAUCCUUCUGAUUCCGGCCUACAUAAUGGCGAUCUCAUGCGUGAUACUAGUCGGGCAAGCCAUCUACCAUACCUUUGCCCAUUCGAAGGAACGAGCACUGUCGCCUGUCGACGCUGACGACCAGGGUGUACAUAUUGCCAACCCUAGUCAUUUGUCGCGUCUUCGAGCGCAUAUAGACGAACUUGGAGGUCUCCAGCUUUUCUUUUUCAGGUUAAUUCACUUGCUCGCGUGUCUUGCGCUAGUCGUACUCUCCAUAGCUACAAACCUACAGCAACUCACUGCGACCUAUACAUAUGCGUCGUGUCUGUCCUUAUUCUCACUUUCGGCUAAAUCACCAUGGAAUAGAAUUGCUAAGAAUCACCUUCACGUUGUGCUAAUAGCUUCAUUCGCCCUCUUCGCCUACCGCGAUCUUUGGCCACUUGCGACUUACACAUUGACACCCGCCGAUGGAGCGGAAGGAUGGCUGCUUUGGACGGAGGUCGGUGUACUUUCUUUCGCAGCUGUCUUCAUUCCUCUGGUUUCGCCUAGGCAAUAUGUACCCGUUGAUCCUGAGGACGGUAAUGAACCAACCCCGGAACAAACCGCAUCUUGGCUAUCACGGCUAUUCUACAUUUACUGUGAUCCAGUGGUUCUGAAAGCAUUCCGAGUGCCCCAUAUGAAAAUUGACGAUUUACCGCUUUUGAGUGACUUCAAUCGGACGAAGUAUCUAGUCAAAGAAAGCUUCCAGCAUCUCGAUCCACUUCUUUCUCCCAGUAGAACGCACAUCGGCCUGAAGUUGACAUUCAAGGUCUUUCCUGUCGAACAUGUGAGGAUGGCGCUUGCAUUGAUUGCCUAUAGUGGAUUGACCAUGGCAGGUCCAAUUGCCAUCAACCGACUUUUGGCCUAUCUUGAAACUGGAGGUACAGAUGAAUUCAUCCAACCCUGGUUCUGGGUGUUAUGGAUCCUCUUCGGCGACACAUUGGCUUCUAUUGCAAUAAAUUACUACAAUUAUCAGGCAACAACAGUUUUUGUUCAAUGUCAAGCCAUUUUGACACAGCUCAUCUUUGAUCAUGCACUUCGUAUCCGUGUCAAGGCUGAAGUCUCCAAACCUUCCCCUACUGCUAGUAAUGACACCACUGCUGUCUCCACUCCUGAUACUGCAUCAGUAGCUGAGGGUGAAGGUCCAUCUACAUUCUCAGAGUCUUCUGCUGCUAGUACUGCAUCUUGCACUGCAUCAAGUUCUACCAAAGGUAAGAACACAGGACCUGAGGCUGACAAGGCAAAAGAACCUAUAGGAGUUGAGAAGCAUAACCUGACUGGAAGACUAAACAAUCUUGUAACAAGUGAUGUGGACAGUCUUGUGAAUGGUCAGCAGUGGAUGAUGAUAGCAUUUUUCUUGCCAAUGCAGCUUGUGUUUAAUAUCUGGUUUCUGUAUAUAUUGUUGGGAUGGGGUGUGCUACCAGGUUUCAGUGCAAUGAUCUUGAUGUCACCUCUGCCUGGACUCAUUGCCAAGCUGAUUAACAAUACUCAAGUACAAAAGAUGAAAAAGAGUGAUGCACGGGUACAGAAUGUCACUGAAAUCUUGAAUGUGAUCAGGAUGGUAAAGCUUUUUGGAAAUGAUUUUAUCAACUCUGCCCUCCCAAUUGUGAUGACCCUCACCUCUUAUGGCAUCUAUACUCUGGUUAUGAAACAGCCUCUUACAGCAUCUCGAAUCUUUGCAUCUGUCACAUUAUUCCGACUUCUUGAAGGAAAUUUGCACAUGAUGUUCAUGUUUGUGCCUGGAAUCAUUGAAGGCAAAGUUGCCUUGGACCGUAUGAAUGAGUUCAUCCAAGAGACAGAGCUCCUAGACAAGUAUACAAGUGACAUUCAGGCUACAGUCCCGACUUCUCAAGAUGAGGUCUCCUCAGUCGGUAUCGGCCAAUCCUCCUUCACUUGGAUGAGCGAAGAACAUGCCUGCGAUACUACUCCAUCAUCAACCCGGCCCGCAUUUACGCUCCGAAUUGACGAUGAGGUAUCGUUCAAACCCGGAUGCAUCAACCUGGUAAUCGGACAAACGGGCUCUGGGAAGACGUCACUUUUGAUGGCUUUACUAGGGGAGAUGCACCGUAUUCCCACUGGGCCACACUCUUUUCUCAACCUUCCAAGGCAAGGCGGUGUUGCGUAUCACGCGCAAGAGUCAUGGGUUUUAAACGAGACAAUCCGGGAUAAUAUAUUGUUCGGUGCUCCAUAUGACGAGCAUCGUUACAAUACAGUGCUCGAACAAUGUGCCCUCAAGCAUGACAUCGAGCUUUUCCAAGCGGGCGAUCAGACUGAGGUUGGAGAAAAAGGCCUGACCCUGAGCGGCGGACAAAAGGCUCGCGUCACCCUCGCUCGGGCGGUGUAUUCUUCGGCAGAAAUUCUCCUCCUCGACGACGUUCUUGCUGCAUUAGACGUACACACUGCUCGGUGGAUUGUCGACAAAUGUUUUCAAGGAGAUUUGGUACGAGGACGCACUGUCAUUCUCGUGACACACAACGUCGCAAUGAUGGCACCUGUGGCGGAUUUUGUUGUGUCCCUGGGCCUCAACGGUCAGAUUCUAAGCCAAGGAACUCUGUCCAACGCUUUAGCAAAAGACGAAACACUGUUAGCUGAAGUAGACAGAGACGCCAAGGCAAUUGAGAAGGCCGAACACGAUGUUAUAGAAGCUCCUCCGGACACAGAUCCGACAACUAAAUCCGGGAAAUUGAUAGUCGAGGAAGAGGUUUCUGAAGGUCACCUUGGCUGGUCCGCUCUCAAACUUCUAGUUGUUAAUAUGGCAGGAAAAGGCGGCACGUUCGUGUUCUGGCUUUCCUUUAUCGGAGUCUGCGUGGCCACAAGAGCUAGUGAUAAUAUGGAAAUAUGGGUACUUACUCUGUGGGCCAGUCGUUAUGAGGACCCAGAUUCUUCUGACGUGCCAAUCAUCCCCUACCUAGCGCUAUAUACUGGUGUCUACUUCUUCACAGUUCUGCUAAUGGUCGUGGGGUCCGUUGUAUGGUUUUUCGGGUCCCUACGAGCGUCGCGCAGGAUCCAUGAACUUCUGGUCAAAUCUGUUCUUGGCAGCAGCUUGAGGUGGUUAGAUCGAACACCAGUUUCUCGAAUCAUUACUCGAUGCACUCAAGACAUCCAGCAGAUCGACUCAGGUUUACCUAGCAUUAUAAAUGCAUUGAUAGAUUAUACUGCGUCGAUCGUUCUCAAGUUCACAGCUGUUCUCCUCAUUUCGCCUAUCUUCAUCAUACCUGGCCUAAUUCUAAUCGUCGUUGGCGUGUCUAUUGGCAACGUCUAUAUGAAGGCGCAGUUACCAGUCAAGCGUGAAGGCAGCAAUGCGAGAGCUCCUGUCCUUGGGCACUUCGGAUCGGCGGUUUCAGGGAUUGUUUCGAUUCGUGCAUACGGCGCUCAAGAUGCGUUUAGAAAAGAAUCAUACCGUCGUAUUGACCAAUAUACACGAGCGCAGAGACAGUUCUGGGACUUGAACAGAUGGAUCAAUGUCCGCAUGAAUCUACUUGCGUCGCUGUUUGCAUCUAGUUUGGCGGCGUAUUUGACAUAUGGCACAAGUAUUACAGCUUCAAAGGCUGGCUUCUCCCUGAAUAUGGCUGUCGGAUUCAGCAGCAUGAUUUUAUGGUGGGUUCGCUUUUUAAACAUGGUUGAAACUAGAGGCAAUAGUUUGGAACGAAUUCAGCAAUACAUUGAAAUAGAGCACGAACCCAAGUCAGCCAAAGAAGGGGUUCCUCCGGCAUAUUGGCCAGCCAGCGGAGACUUGCGGGUCGAGAACUUGUCUGCUCGCUAUUCACCUGAUGGACCCAAGGUCUUGCAUGAGAUAUCUUUCCACAUCGUACCCGGAGAACGCAUUGGCAUCGUGGGUCGCACUGGAAGCGGAAAGAGCUCCUUGACUUUGGCACUGCUGCGAGCCAUCAUUACCGAAGGGAAGAUGUACUACGACGGCAUUGCAACUGAUACAUUGAACCUCGAUGCAUUGCGUUCCAAUAUCACCAUCAUACCGCAAGUGCCUGAGCUGCUCAGCGGAACGCUACGCCAGAAUCUGGAUCCCCUUUCUCAACAUGAUGACGCGGUAUUGAACUCUGCACUGUGCUCGGCUGGCCUCUUUUCCCUUCAGAAUGCGAAUACUGAGAGCCGUCUUGCUUUGGAUUCCCAAAUUUCUGGAGGCGGAAGUAAUCUUUCAGUUGGUCAGAGGCAGAUACUUGCGCUCGCGCGGGCCCUCGUGCGGCAAAGUAAGAUUCUCAUCCUGGACGAAGCUACUUCUGCUAUUGACUACGAGACCGAUGCUGUCAUUCAGAAGUCGCUCAGGAGUGAACUCGGAAAGGACGUGACGCUCCUUACCGUUGCUCAUCGUCUUCAAACCAUUAUGGAUUCCGACAAGAUUAUGGUACUAGAUGCUGGACGACUCGUCGAAUUUGAUAAGCCCACCGAGCUUCUCAAGAAUGAGAAGAGCUAUUUCCGCGCCUUGAUCGAAGAGAGUGGCGACAAGGAAGCUCUCUUGGCCAUGAUCAACUGAAGUUCCCCGAUCCAUAGAUCAGAAUUUGGUUUUCACUUUUGUUACUUGCAUGGACCUUUGUAGUGUGCUGCACGUCAUGUGAAUGGCUCUAUAGACAAGAACGAUGUGUGGGGUACUUAUGAUACAAUGAAGCUGCAAUCGAUCAAUAUAUAGCUACAAGUGAUGAAUCCA
Messenger RNA from Somion occarium, 5209 nucleotides. NCBI's taxonomy places the organism in Eukaryota, Fungi, Basidiomycota, Agaricomycetes, Polyporales, Cerrenaceae. The record is from the annotation of a GenBank genome assembly.